AUGACUUCCUCCACUGUCGCCGCCGCCACCGCCGCCGCCGCUCGCGUCGCACAAGCUCCUUCCACCGCCGCUCUCAAUGCGGUUGCUCCUUUCGUCGUCACACGAGCUCUCUCGGUCGUGCUCUUGUCUCACGAGCUCCCUCCACUGCCGCUCUCGCGCUGCUUCUUCUCUCCUCGCCGGAAGGCUGGGAAUGGGAAACUUGUAGUUGUGGACUCCAAUGAUCAAACUAAGCUUAAACAUGAGGAUAAGAAGGUUCUCGUUGGGAGCGAGCAAGGUCCUAUGCAGCUUUGGAACAUUAGCACAAAGAAAAAGAUAUUUGAGUUUAAGGGAUGGGAUUCACCGAUCACCUGUUGUGUUUCCUCCCCUGCUCUAGAUGUCGUUGCAGUUGGGUGUGCAGAUGGAAGCAUUCAUGUUCAUAACAUUCGUUAUGAUAAAGAAUUGGUUACAUUUACACAUUCUACACGAGGUUCUGUCACUGCCUUAUCUUUCUGCACUGAUGGAAAACCCCUUCUAGCCUCUGGAGGUUCAUCAGGUGUCAUAAGCGUAUGGAAUCUGGAAAAGAAAAGGCUUCAGUCAGUUGUAAAAGAGGCUCAUGAUAGUGUGAUCACAUCACUACAUUUUUUUGCAAAUGAGCCAGUGCUUAUGAGUUCUUCAGCAGAUAAUUCUAUUAAGAUGUCUUAUAGAAGUAGUAUGUGA
Molecule: messenger RNA, 696 nt
Organism: Arachis duranensis
Lineage: Eukaryota; Viridiplantae; Streptophyta; Magnoliopsida; Fabales; Fabaceae
Exons: 5
Coding region: 1-696 (231 amino acids)
Biological process (GO): rRNA processing
Cellular component (GO): Pwp2p-containing subcomplex of 90S preribosome; small-subunit processome
Molecular function (GO): protein binding
Source: RefSeq, a predicted model, not a curated record